UCCAUUAACGGUGCCAUGAGAUGCAUGGAAUCAGCACAUGGAAUUCAAUUACCGAUGCUCCGCUUGCGCUCCGUGGAGGUGUUAGGCCCAAAGAACUCGGCCAAUAAUUGCUCGAGCACGUCCAUAUGGAAAGACCACGAAAUAGCAGGUUGGAGGGAGGAUGGGGUCAAAACGAGUGGAGGGCUCGUACUUGUAUGCAAGAGAAAGUGCGGAUGGUGGCACAACGACGAAGGCCCCCACUUGACUUUUGUUUUUUGGGCCACAGCUCAGAAGUUGACCCCACGUGGAGACAAACGGCAGUGGAACAAGCGUGGAGGAACGGGCAAAGAAAGGAGGACAGUAAUAGACCGCAAGUAGUUCAAAUUCUUUGGAAAGGAUAGCGAAUGAAAGAAUGAAGAUAAAGCGGAUACAGCAGAUGGUGAUGGUGCUGGCGGGCAGACCCUUUCGUAUUCUUCAUCCCAGAAUAACGGCCCCACCAUCGAACCCU
Messenger RNA from Gamsiella multidivaricata, 487 nucleotides. RefSeq lists its product as uncharacterized. The coding region runs from base 126 to 380 and encodes 84 amino acids. The record is from RefSeq and is a predicted model, not a curated record. The transcript has a single exon. Lineage: Eukaryota; Fungi; Mortierellomycota; Mortierellomycetes; Mortierellales; Mortierellaceae.